GCGCCGUCGAGUAGACACGAGGGAGGUGGACAUAGAGUGUAUAGAGGCGAGCAGCACUGGGUUCCGAGCGAGAAGCCGUCUCGACCACUCGACACGGUAGUCUUACCCACCGGCGCGAGAGACAUGAUCGAGCGCGACGUGCGCGAGUUCCUCGAUUCCGAGCGUUGGUACGUAGAUCGCGGAUUACCUUACAGACGCGGGUAUCUCCUUCACGGCUUGCCGGGAACCGGUAAGACGUCGUUGGUGUUCGCUCUUGCAGGACACUUCGGCCUGCCUCUCUACGUCGUAAGAUUGAGCGACGAACGCCUUUGUGACGAGGGCUUGCACAGAUUAUUUCGCACCACGGAGAAGCGCUCGAUCAUUUUACUCGACGACGUCGAUGCGCCCGGCGCAAACGCGGUGUUCAGAGAGUUACAGCCCGGAGAAAGCACUGGAAAUCUGAGCGUGCAAUCGACGCUUUCCCUGCUCGAUGGCGUCACCUCCGUCGACGGUCGACUCAUCUUCUUGUCAUGCCGCGACAAAUCGGCGCUCAACCAAACGCUCAUUCGACCAGGACGUUUCGAUGUUAUCCUUCGUUUCGACGCCCCUGGCAAAGAACAGAUCGAGAGCUACUUCAACCACUUCUUUGCGGACUUCGGUGGGGACGUCCCAUCCAUGGGAGCUGAGUUCGCCGAGCUUGCGGCGCACGUCGACACUCAGCCGAAAAGCAUGGCCGCGCUCCAGGUCUUGUUUCUGUCGCACAAGUCGAAUCCACGAGACGCUCUGGAAUCCAUGCGCGCUCGCAUCUCCGGCCAAAAGCGUUCCAUCACUUUCGGCGCGCGAAGCCGAAACUCCAGACGAGACCACUCUGCCGCCGCCGCGUGA
Ostreococcus tauri is the source of this 864-nucleotide messenger RNA. RefSeq names its product Mitochondrial chaperone BCS1. The transcript has a single exon. The annotation marks the transcript as partial. Gene Ontology annotation, biological process: mitochondrial respiratory chain complex III assembly; protein insertion into mitochondrial inner membrane from matrix. Gene Ontology annotation, cellular component: mitochondrial inner membrane. Gene Ontology annotation, molecular function: ATP binding; ATP hydrolysis activity. The record is from RefSeq and is a predicted model, not a curated record. Lineage: Eukaryota; Viridiplantae; Chlorophyta; Mamiellophyceae; Mamiellales; Bathycoccaceae.